Messenger RNA from Benincasa hispida (wax gourd), 1674 nucleotides. RefSeq lists its product as uncharacterized. Gene Ontology annotation, biological process: dolichol-linked oligosaccharide biosynthetic process. Gene Ontology annotation, molecular function: UDP-N-acetylglucosamine-dolichyl-phosphate N-acetylglucosaminephosphotransferase activity. Gene Ontology annotation, cellular component: membrane. Lineage: Eukaryota; Viridiplantae; Streptophyta; Magnoliopsida; Cucurbitales; Cucurbitaceae. The record is from RefSeq and is a predicted model, not a curated record.
AAAUGAGAAAACCCAAAAGAAAAAAGAAAAAAGAAAACUUAGAUUAGCAUUUUAGAGGCGAAUAGGGAAGUGCAGGGACUCAUUACCGUCCGCCAUGGCUGCUCGUAAGAGAGCUUCUGCAAACCCAUCAGUAAAAGAACCUUCUCCCAACGAAAUUGAAAAAACCCACCAUAGCAAAUCCGCAAUAACGGAUGAUCCGCCCAUUGCGCCACCCAAAUCAGGUUUUGUCUUCAAGCUCAUUCUCUUUUUCUCUGUCCCAUACCUGUACCUCAUCUUCUACUACUACAAGAUCGAUUUAGAGCUCAGAAGAUCAAUCAUCAUCAAUGCCGGACUCAGUCUCGCUGGGUUCUUUGUCACUCUGCGAAUGAUACCCGUUGCCUCCAGAUACGUUAUUAGACGUAAUUUAUUUGGCUAUGAUAUCAACAAGCGGGGUACUCCUCAAGGCGCUGUCAAAGUACCUGAGUCGCUUGGAAUUGUUGUGGGGAUUUCCUUCUUGGUCUUGGCAAUUGUGUUUCAGUAUUUUAACUUCACAUCAGACUCAAAUUGGCUUGUUGAGUACAAUGCAGCCUUGGCAUCUAUUUGCUUCAUGACUUUGCUUGGAUUUGUAGAUGAUGUUCUCGAUGUGCCCUGGAGAGUGAAACUGCUACUGCCAUCGUUUGCUGCUCUUCCUUUGUUGAUGGCUUAUGCUGGACACACUACUAUUAUAAUCCCGAAGCCUUUGAUUCCAUACCUUGGAAUGGAUGUUUUAGAUCUUGGAUGGAUAUAUAAGCUUUAUAUGGGACUAUUGGCAGUAUUCUGUACAAACUCCAUUAACAUCCAUGCUGGUUUAAACGGUUUAGAAGUUGGGCAAACAGUUGUCAUUGCAUUUGCGAUCUUGGUUCACAAUGUCAUGCAAAUUGGAGCAUCGACAGAUCCCGAGUACAAGCAGGCCCAUGCAUUUUCUAUUUAUCUCGUUCAACCCCUAUUAGCCACAUCCUUAGGCUUGCUCGCUUACAAUUGGUACCCUUCAUCCGUCUUUGUUGGAGAUACCUAUACAUACUUUGCGGGGAUGACUAUGGCUGUGGUUGGGAUUUUAGGUCAUUUUAGUGAAACUCUUCUGAUCUUUUUUUUCCCUCAAGUUCUGAACUUCCUUCUGUCACUCCCCCAGUUAUUUGGAUUUGUUGCAUGUCCACGUCAUCGGCUGCCUAGAUUUGAUCCUCAGACUGGACUACUGACUGGAACAAACGAUGGAACACUUGUGAACUUUUUCUUGCGAAUAUUCGGUAGAAAAACAGAGAAAUCACUUUGCACCUAUCUUCUUGUUUUCCAGGGCGUUUUCUGCUGCUUUUGUUUCUUGCUGAGGUAUUUGCUUGCUGGAUGGUAUAAAUGAUGCAACAACACAAUCUUUCAUGUUUGAAGCUUUUCAGAAUCACGCUGUCAUUUUUCUUGUUGUAAUACUUUAUACAACGUUCUAUCGAAAACGUAGUUGCGGGCAGAGUUUCGACGAUUUUUCGAGAAGUUUGAAAUGUAUUCCGGAAAAGCAUUUCCCCUCGUAGAAAACUAGAAAAUGAGAUGCUGUUCUAGAAUGUCUCUUGACUAAGAUAUUGUAUUAUGACAUGAGAGAAGGAAAAGAAUAUUAUUUGGAAGCUUAGAAAGUUGGAAUUUUAUUUAUACUUGACUGUGUUUCAAAUCAAA